Messenger RNA from Symbiodinium sp. CCMP2592, 3297 nucleotides. NCBI's taxonomy places the organism in Eukaryota, Dinophyceae, Suessiales, Symbiodiniaceae. The record is from the annotation of a GenBank genome assembly.
AUGCCCGGGCGCCGUUCCAAGUCUGAUGCGCAGGACGUCCCCAUUGCAGGCGGAGCAGAUCGAGGUUCCAAAGCAAAGCGAAGAAAGUCACGCACGGAUGGCCCGCAGGAUCCGCGGCAAAGACAGGCGGCCGAGCUACAGACGCAAGUGGCCCCGUCUCCUGAUCGAUUUGUGGGCAGGGCCUCAUCGGAUGAAGAGUCGCUUCCAUCAGCACCUUCCCAAGGCCAUCAGUCUGAAAGGCUGCGGACAGGGCAGGUCGAUUCCAAACCCAGGCGAGUUUUGGUCGCGCGCCAAGACCCACCUCGCGCAGUCCUCCGACCACAACGAGAAGACAGGGCGCGCCUCAAGCCUGCAAAUGCGUUGGUGUUGAAGAGCAAUGCGCAGGUCACAGAAAAAGCAAGCGACAAGGACCGAGAAAAGCGGAGGACGAAGGAGAUGCCGUUGGCCGCAGCCGCAGGCGGCAAAACCGGUGGGCCCAAGUCGAGCUUGCCGAAGGGCCAAAAAAGUCUUGGGCCAGUGAAUGCGGUCAAGGAGAAGAAGCAAGCGAAGCAGCAAAGAUCUGAAGGAGACCAACUUCAGAGCAAGAAGCUGGUCACGAGGUCCAGCCAAAGACAGAGACGGGAGGAGUCUCAAGAGGUGAAGCCGAAGUCGAACAAGCAAAAGAAGGAGAAAAAGAAGGACAACAAGGUCCGCAAGGAGAAGUCCCGGUCCCCCACCCAGACCCAGGAGAGGCGAAAGUCACUGAGGAAGGACAAAAAGCGGAAGCAGCCUGGCACGGAGAAGCGUGCCUCCGCUCGGAGCCCGAGCUUGCCAAAGGCAACACCGGAGUUCCAGGCUUCCGAGAGAGGUGCACGUGGGGUCCCACGCCUGCGCGAUCCUGCAGGUUCAAGCCACAGGCGAUCGAAGCAGGCGACUGCGGAGGAUGUCAGAGCGGAUGGCCGCAGGCGAGAACACCGCUCAGCCCGCUCACCGUCUCGAAAAAGAAGGUGCGAUGCGGCCGUGCCCGAAGCGUGGCAGGUGUGGCGAGCAGGGUCCUACCAUCCAUGGAGUGCCCAGCUGGCUGGUGCCCCGUUGGGGGCGGUUUGGUCUGUUCCAGGCAUGAUGGCCCCCCAGGCAUGGGCCCUUGCAAGCGGCAUCCCGCAUGCAGGGCACGCGCAGGCGGAAGGAGCUUUGCCCAUCUCUGAUUCGUCUGAGGAGGCGGAAGACGAGGAGGAGGAGGAGGAGGAAGAGGAGGAAGAGCAGGAGGGAGAAGAUGAGAGCGAGCCAGAAGAUGCAGCGCAGGUGCUUGCGGCAGUCGUCCCAGGAGCUGCCCUUGCGGCACCUCUCGCUGUGCAGGGCACUUCUGCCGCUGCCGCGGGAGCUGCGGGAGCUGCCCAGGAAGGUUCGGAGUCGUCAGAAUCAGAGAACGAGGAGAGUGAGACAGAAAGUCAAGACGAGGAUGCAGAAAUCGGGGAGGCUCCCAUCGCUCCAAAAAGUAAAGAGGGCGAUGGUGGCGAUGGCGCCGAGGCCGAGAGGCCUCCGGUCGCGAGCUCCGCGGAGCCCAAGGUGCUUCAGUGGGUGCCGCCAUUUCGCAAAGCUCGGCAGCCCUUGCACCGCUCAGCGGAGAGGUGGCCGGGACCGAAAGUGGGCUGGUCUGAGCUCUACGAGCUGGAGGUAGACUUGAAUCUUGUCAAAGGCAAUAUCGAAUUAUCCUCGAAGCGGCAUAUCAGCCGCUCGGAGGGCCUCGGCAAAGGGCUCACCGACAUGGAUGCCAGUGACAUCGAGGAGUUUGCUGAGGCGAAUCCUUCAGAGGCGGAAGCCACAGCAGAAGGAACGGCCAGGACCGUUCCCUUGAUCCCUCACUGGAGCAAAACGCGUUCCUGGACCAGCAUCCAGGAGGUCCUUCUCGAGGAAGCGGAAGGUUCUUGGCAACAGCGUCGCCUUUGCAGCGUGGUGCUUCGAAGCAGGCGGAAGGGCCGCAGCUCUGGCGGAAGCCCGGCCGUCGGUGUGGCGAAUCCACAAGAGCCACCGGAGAACCUCCCGGACGCCUGCGGAAGCACUCUACUUCUCACCAUCGGGGCGGCAGCGAGAGCCGUGCGGCUCAUGCAGUGGCGAAGCCCGCCGUUGCUGGACGUACCGGAAGCUUUAAAGGUGGACCCCAGCAAGUACCGGGGAAACGAACGAAAUCUUCGCAUGCGGAAACGCCCGGCGGCCAAAGCGAAGAAAGCAGCCGCGUACAAGAGCAUCCCACAAGGACCGCCUCCGAAGGCACCUUCUGAGGAGUACAAAUCACAGCUGAGAAGCUUGAUGCAAAAAGUGCAGGGAGGCUCUUCAGAGCGGGAUGCCGUACGAGAUUUUUGGUCGGACCUAUCUCCAGCAGACCGGGUACAGUUCAGCACGGAGUUCCCCCAAUUCAUGCAUCUGGUAGUUGGGCUUCCGAGCGCCAUCGACACCGACGUGACCAAAGCUAAAUCGGACGGCUUACCUGGCCUGGCGCCGCCUCCGCCGAAGACGCCCGCCGAGCUGACGGGGAUGGCCACCACGGCCUCAUCCAAGAGCCUUCCAGUUCCCUUCGCCAGCGCGACGGGGCCUGGGCUGGGCACUGCCUUUGUGGCUCCUGUGCCGAUUUGGCCGAAGGGUAAGGCACCAGGCCUCUCCGCCGAAGUCUUCAAGAAACAAGAGGCUGCGUGGGCAGACCGCCUCACAUUCCACGAUGGCAUCCUGCGCGUGGACAUGAGGUCGUUGCAGCUGAUGGAUGUGGGCAUGGUUCGCUGGUGCCGCUGGGCCCCUGCCUUGCUGCAGACCCUUGGCCGUGCUGGCGGCACGGUUUCAGAGGCGGAGUUUGACUUUUCAGGCAAUGCUCUCGAGGAUGGAGGUCUAAGGGAGCUCCUGGCCUUGCUCCAGAACUGCGAUGUCCACCUGCGAACCCUGAACCUCAACGCGAAUCGCCUCACCGAGGCGUCCCUUGUCGCCAUCUCUGAUCUCAUCUCAAAGUCGCGCUUGCCGAUCUCGGCGGUGCUGAUGGAGAACAACAGGGUCCAGGGCUCGUACGGCUUGAUGAACCUGGUACGGGCUCUGAAGAGCAAUGCCCAGUACCCCAUUUUGAGGGAGGACACCGGGCGCUACACUCCGCUGAUGCUUCAUUUAGCUGGCAACAUGAUCGAGCGUCCAAUGCAAGUUACGCAGCUUGUGAAAGAAGCCUUUGACAAUCGAUUCCCUUCCACAUCCGAGGAGAGGCAGUACUGGGAGGUGAAGCAGCAAUGCCCCCCUUUGCAGUUGCCCAUGUUUGAGAAACAAGAGACCUCGGCUUGGCAGUGA